This is a messenger RNA of Papaver somniferum (opium poppy), 1927 nucleotides long. Its product is annotated as aluminum-activated malate transporter 8-like. Gene Ontology annotation, biological process: malate transport. The record is from RefSeq and is a predicted model, not a curated record. Lineage: Eukaryota; Viridiplantae; Streptophyta; Magnoliopsida; Ranunculales; Papaveraceae. The transcript is spliced from 6 exons. The coding region runs from base 223 to 1752 and encodes 509 amino acids. Gene Ontology annotation, cellular component: plant-type vacuole membrane.
UCCGUCUCUGUCUGCUUGGUGGUCUCUCUAAAUCUUACAAGCUCUCUCUAUAUAUAUACUGCUUAUAGAGUGAUCAAGGAGAGCUCACUGUUAUAUUAAUUUAUAUAUCUCUAGGUGUGAUUAGCUUCUAGUUUUUCUCUCUAAAACUAUUAGCACACCACUCCUAGCUAGUCAGUGAAUGCAAAUUUAUUGCACAUUCAGAUAUUAUCUAAUAAUUAAGAUAUGGAGAUUGGAUCAGCAGCAAAUCAAGAAAAGGUCGGAGUUAUGGCUCUUGGUUGGCGUUGGAUUAUGGGUUUACCGAAGAAGUUCCAAGAGAAAGUAGUAGGAGUAGCUAACAAAAUUAAAAAGUUAGGAAAAGACGAUCCAAGAAGAAUAACUCACUCUAUCAAAGUUGGAUUGGCUCUCUCUUUGGUUUCACUCUUCUACUAUUUCAGACCUCUCUAUGAUGAUUUCGGUGAUGCUGCAAUCUGGGCAGUCUUAACUGUCGUUGUUGUCUUCGAAUUUAGUGUUGGGGCAACAUUGGGUAAAGGUAUAAACAGAGGAAUUGCAACAUUAUGUGCUGGUGCACUUGGAGUUGGAGCUCAUCACUUGGCAAAUUUAGCUGGAGACGACGGAGAACCAAUCCUCCUAGGAAUUCUUGUUUUCAUAUUAGCCGCAGUAUCUACAUAUACACGAUUUUUUCCUGGGAUAAAAGCAAGAUAUGAUUAUGGGAUGGUAAUAUUCAUAUUGACGUUUAGUUUGGUGACGGUUUCGGGUUACAGAAUUGAGAAGAUCUUAGUGUUAGCUCACCAAAGAUUAUCGACAAUUCUUAUCGGAGGUUCCACGUGUGUUAUCGUAUCGAUUUUUGUAUGUCCUGUUUGGGCUGGUGAAGAUCUACACAAAUUGACAGCACUUAACAUGGAAAAACUUGCAGAUUUCUUAGAAGGAUUCGGAGGAGAAUAUUUUGGACAAGAAAGGGAUGAUGGAGAAAGUUUUGUUAAAGAUGAUAGCAAAAAGAUGUUUCAUCAAGCUUAUAAAAGUGUUCUUAAUUCAAAAACCGCUGAAGAAUCACUGGCAAAUUUUGCGAGAUGGGAACCAUGCCAUGGGAGUUUCGGAUUUCGUCAUCCAUGGCAGCAAUACUUGAAGAUUGGAGGUUUAACUAGACAAUGUGCUUACCAAAUUGAAGCUCUCAACGGCUGCAUCAACUCAGAUAUCCAAGCACCAACAGAGUUCAAGAAGAAAAUUCAAGAAGCAUGCACAAAGAUGAGCAUGGAAUCAGGCAAGGCAUUGAGAGAUUUAGCACAAGGAAUAAGAACAAUGACAGUCCCUAGUGCUGCGGAAAUUCACAUUGAGAUCUCGAAAGCAGGAGAAGAUGACCUAAAAACCACACUAAAAAGUGCUGUCCUUGAAGAUAUUGAUGAUCUGUUAGAUGUCAUUCCGGUGGCCACAGUGGCAUCUCUCUUAGUCGAGAUUAUUUCAUGCACUGAGAAAAUUUCUGAAGCUGUAAAUGAACUUGCUCGGAUAGUGAAAUUCAAAACCAUUGAUCCUACAGUUACACCAGAAAAACCACACUUGCUUCAUCGUGGAUCUGUACAACCUGUUUGUUUCACAGAUAGCCCGGAGCAUCAUGUCUGUAUUACAGUAUUAUCGGAAAUUGAACAGGGUACUACGACGCUGGCGGGUCUGUUUCUGGAACGCAUUAAUAGUGUACCUAUUACUACAAGGGAAAACCAGGAACCAGUGAAGGGUGCAAGACAUGACCUGGAGGUUUAAUACAACUCAUACACGCAUGGGAAUAGAGCAAAAUUAAGAAUAUAAAGCUGCACAAAAAUAUUUUAAUGCAUGGAACAUAUAUAUUUAUAUAUCUCUACAAGUAUUUAUUGGUAGCAAAUUAGCUAGAUAUUUUUGAGAGAAAUAAAUAAAAGAUCGAUGGGAUAGUUUUGGUGUU